Nyctereutes procyonoides (raccoon dog) is the source of this 1254-nucleotide messenger RNA. It is a transcript of the gene SAR1B, whose product is annotated as secretion associated Ras related GTPase 1B. Gene Ontology annotation, cellular component: endoplasmic reticulum exit site; COPII vesicle coat. The transcript has 7 exons. Lineage: Eukaryota; Metazoa; Chordata; Mammalia; Carnivora; Canidae. The record is from RefSeq and is a predicted model, not a curated record. Gene Ontology annotation, molecular function: GTP binding; GTPase activity. Bases 137 to 733 code for a protein of 198 amino acids. Gene Ontology annotation, biological process: vesicle organization; endoplasmic reticulum to Golgi vesicle-mediated transport; membrane organization.
CCCGGCCCGGAAGUCGCUGACGGGAGCUGGUGCUUCGGCAGCCAUCGCGCUUUGCAGUUCGGUCUAGGAGGGUGUAGGGCAGACGCCAGGCGAGGAAUUGCGACCUCUCCGUUCGCUGACCCUGUAAGAUUUGGAUAUGUCCUUCAUAUUUGACUGGAUUUACAGUGGUUUCAGCAGUGUUCUACAGUUUUUAGGAUUAUAUAAGAAAACCGGUAAAUUGGUAUUUCUUGGAUUGGAUAAUGCAGGAAAAACAACAUUGCUACACAUGCUAAAAGAUGACAGACUUGGACAACAUGUCCCCACGUUACAUCCCACUUCAGAAGAAUUAACCAUUGCUGGCAUGACCUUUACAACUUUUGAUUUGGGUGGACAUGUUCAAGCUCGAAGAGUGUGGAAAAACUACCUUCCUGCUAUCAAUGGCAUUGUAUUUCUGGUGGAUUGUGCAGACCAUGAAAGGCUGUUAGAAUCAAAAGAAGAACUUGAUUCACUAAUGACAGAUGAAACCAUUGCUAAUGUGCCUAUACUGAUUCUUGGGAAUAAGAUUGACAGACCUGAAGCCAUCAGUGAAGAGAGGUUACGAGAGAUGUUUGGUUUAUAUGGUCAGACGACAGGAAAGGGCAAUGUAUCUCUGAAAGAACUGAAUGCCCGACCCUUAGAAGUUUUCAUGUGCAGCGUGCUCAAAAGGCAAGGUUAUGGAGAAGGUUUCCGUUGGAUGGCACAGUACAUUGAUUAACAACCACUUGCAUCGGUUCCAGGUCUCACCAUUCAGGCCUACUCAGAGAUUUGAUCAUUCAACAUGCAUAACUUGAAUUCAAUAGACUUUUGUUGGUUAGAAAACAUGUUUUUUAGAUUAUUAAUAUUAUAUCAACUUAAUUUGAGUGGAAAUUGAAAACUGAUUCAAGUAAGUUUGAAUAUCACGUUAGCUUUCUAAUUCCAUAAAAAUAAUUAGUUUAUACAGUUUAAUAUCUGACAUUUCCCCCAGUGCCAUUUAUAAAGAACAACUUUCCAGCAGUACAUUUGAAGCACUUUUUAACAAUGUGAAGCUACAAAUAUAAACCAUGUUUAAAAGCUCAUCAUGUUAAAUUUUUAUGUACUAUUUUGGAACUAGUUUUUAAAUUUUAGAUUAUAUGUCCACCUAUCUUAAGUGUACAGUUAAUAAUUAGCUUAUUGAUGAUUGCAUGAUGCCUUACAGUUUUCAAUAAUAUUUUUUCUUAUGCAAACGUCAUGCAAUAAAACACACCCUGAUGUUUGGCA